AGCUUAUAAUACAGUAACAACUCUAUAAAACUCAUUAAAAUUGUGUUUAUUGUUCACAGUUCACUGAGCUGGCUGCCAAUAUGUUGGUGUUUUCUGUGUUACUGGUGAACGUGGCUUUCGGAGCUGGUAAGGCUGGAAAAAAAUCUUUAUAAUUUCGAUUCUUUCUUCAGAUCAUUGUAUGCAAUGUGCUUAGUUGUACAAAGUAUUUCUUUGUCGAUAUUUCUUUAGAGAUUAAUAAUGAAGCUGGGUUCGUAAGCAAAAGGAGUACCUAAAAGACAGAUGAAUAACCAAAAAUUAGAGAUCUAUCCAAUUCGAACAUCGAUCAUUAAAACUUAAUGAAUGAUCGUUUUUACAACGCUUCUUUGAUUGAUUGACCUGUAGCUUGCUAAAUAGUCCAAAACAUUUUAUUAGAAACUGUAUAAUAGAUUUUUUUAAAAUAAAUAAGUAAGUAAGCAAUUUUUUUUUCUCAAGGCCUCGUCUGCAAUUUUGAAAAAGAUUUCUGUGGUGGCAUUCAAGAGAAACAGCCACAUGACAAAUUUGAUUGGGACCGUCGGAGGACUCCAACAUCGUCAGGUGGAACAGGACCAUCGAUUGGAUACGGGGGAAAAGGUAUGGAAAAUAAAACUGGUCAAAAGGAGAUCGUACUGAAAAAAGAAUACUCGUACGUAAUUUGUGUUCAGCAGCUCGAUUUAAAAACUAUUGUGAAAAUGUGGAAAGUGCUUCGUGUCUCAAACUUUUUUCAUUGUUUUCGUAAACUGGUGACAGUUCUUUUAUGAUGUCGAAGUUUGUCUGUAAUUUUACUCGUGAUUGACCAAGUGGACUCUCGAUUUGCGGUUGUUUUAAUUUCAAGCCCCAAAUAGUAACAAACCGAAUUUUAUUCCCUUCGCACCCUAUCAACGCCAUUAAAACCUUGGUUCUGGAUGUAACUUACCUAUACGAACAAUUGAAAGAAGAACGAGUCAAAAAUUCGAAAACUGGACAACUAUCGAAUAGACAUGUGAAAGCCGUUGACUAUAACCAGCUACCCCCUCAAGUGAGGAUGAAUAAGUUUGAUAACUUUCUUGGUAUGAAAGCGAUCAACGUGCCUUUUUCAGUGCAAGCUUCUUGUUUAAAAAUUUGCUGAUAAUAUAUGUACUUGACAACUACAACAAACAUGUUUUCUUCUUUCCAUCCGCUGUAAAAUUUCUAAGUGUAUUCGAUAGCUCAGUUUUGAAUUACGAUUUUUCAAAGCGAGUUCUGAUGCUCAUCCUUUCACCCAUACGAUAUGAUUAGAAGUCUCCACUCAAAUGCAAAUUAAGGUCAUUUUCAUACCCAUGGUUGAAAUCAAAGGUGUACUUUGUUGUUGUUGUUGUUUUUUUUCAAGGAUACUAUGCAUACAUAGAGACAUCCAGCCCUCGCAAACAGGGAGACGAUGCCAAAUUAGUGUAUAGACCCAAUCUGGGGAAUAGAGAAUCGUGCAUCUCGUUUUACUAUCAUAUGAAAGGAAAAGGCAUCGGAGAACUGAAUGUAAAAGUGAACGGGAAAAUAAUUUUCAAGAAAAAUGGUCAGCAGGGUGUAGACUGGAAAAAGGCGCAGAUCAAAGUGAAAGAAACAGCUCGAAUAGUGAGUGAGCCUGCGAUACAUCACAAUUAAAUACCAUUUAACAAUUAUUAAAUACUAAAUAAUACAUCUAAUAUCAAUAACUUUAUAGUAAUAUGCAAGAACUGAAAAACAAAUGAACUAAAUUAAAAUAUUACUGAAUAUUUCCUUUAUAUUUAUAUUGCAGGUUAUCUUUCAAGGAAUCCGUGGAAGAAACUGGCAGGGCGAUAUUGCUAUUGAUAAUAUUGAAAUAGUUGGUUGUGGGGGAGAAGGUAUUGAGUUAAUCUUGUUAUCGAUGAAUUUAUCUCGCAGGAGCUUUAUUUGUUUUGUAUUUUUGUAUUUGUAAGCGGUACUGGACGUCAGUCUAAAUCGGUUUGAAAGAAUCAACUGCGGUUUGAUAAAAUUUAGUUGACGCACGGGUUUUUUUCUGUCUCUAGCUAAGUUUCUUAUGUCAAAGCACUACAGCCUUUGAGUUCAAGACAGUUUUUACCAAACAGGAGCACAUCUUAACGGCCAUUAAUUCGUCCUCUUUGUUUAAGGUGGAGAGACACCCCCACCCCCACGAAAACCGAGCCCGCCGGUAUCUCCCUCCAAAGGUCAGUGAAAAUAUCACAUAAUAAUCAUUAAAAAUACGCGGUGGUGCAAAUAAGAAAAUAUACUCGCGGAUAUUGCCUUGAACUGAUAUCAUAUUUACGUAUGAUUUAUCAUCUGUUGGGAAAAAUUGGCAUAUGAAUCACAGGAAUGUUCUGUGCUAUAAUUUUAGGAGGUUGUGGAACACGUUCGUCUGUUAGGAUCGUCGGAGGCUCGACUGCCAAGCGUGGAGACUGGCCUUGGCAGGCGAUGCUACGAAGCAGCUUUGGUUAUCCCUACUGUGGAGGAACUUUAGUAACUCCAUUUUGGAUCGUAACUGCAACCCACUGUGUCAAUGGAAAGUCACCCAGUGAAGUUUUCGUCCGGUAACAGAUAUAUAAGUUAAUUCACUUUAUCGCGCUUUUCAACAUGUGAGCUGUUGGUUACUCAUUGGGAAUGCUUUUAACUGAGCUGUCAAUCAAUUUGCGAAACUUUUCGGAGACAAGCUAGUACACUGUUUAAAAGAGUUCAAAACUUCAUGUUCCUAGUAUCAAAGACUUUUGAACUCUAACUGGCCAUUUCUUUGUUUACGUUUCCUUUUCACUUGUAGUAAAACACCACAAAAUAAUAUUAACGAUCAGUCCAAGAAGUUUGCGUGUUCAUUACAUUUUUCUCUUGUCGUCCUUGGAAUAAGCGGUAAUGUCGGUAAUAAUGUGUUUCAUACUUAAAACAUUGUUUAUGGUUGUCUGUUUGUUUGUUUAUUUUGUAGUCUUGGCGCCCAUAGUCGUGUAUCAGAGGUUGACACUGAACAGGAUUUUAGGGUCACGAAGGUUAUUACACACCCACUCUACCACAAACCAAAAAGUUACAGCCAUGACAUCGCACUCUUAAAAUUAGACAAACCGGCUCGGCUAAACAGGUUUGUAUCAACGUACUCUGUAAUUUCUUAGAAAUGCGUCGUAUAAUAGAAUAUAUCCAUAAUCACAUCAAUCUGGAAAAUUUCGAACAUUCCUCAACUAACAGCUAUGAAUUACUCACAUUUUUUUAAAAUUACAAUCAGCGAUCAUCUUAUGAAAGCUCAUUUCUUUGUGAAUUAAUUUACGUGAAAAAUCUGUUACUUGUUAAACUGAGUGGUGAGUAUUUGCUAAACUUGAUUUAACUUUGAAAAAAUUCGUAGAAGUUAUAAUCACUUUUCCUUCCCUCCUCCAUAAAUAACUGUAAAUAGUUUACUUAAAAGUUAAUGAUAAAUUUUCCACCUUUUUCGCAGUUACGUGAAUACCGCAUGUCUUCCAGAAACUAUCGAAGCGCCCGUUGAAGGGAAACGCUGUUGGAUCACAGGCUGGGGUAGACUGUCCUCUGGGGGUGCCACACCGGAUGACCUUCAGCAGGUCUCUGUUCCAAUUGUUGGCCCCGCUCGCUGCGAGAAGGCAUAUCCAGAUAAAAUCCAUGAUUCAAUGAUCUGUGCAGGGGUGGAUGAAGGAGGCAUUGAUUCCUGUCAGGGGGAUAGCGGUGGACCGAUGGUAUGCGAGAGUGGCGGCCGAUUUUACUUGCAGGGUGCGACCAGUUGGGGAUAUGGCUGCGCUGCUGCGGGAAAGUUUGGUGUUUACGCUAAAGUCAAGUACCUCCUGCCUUGGCUCAAAGAGAAAAUGCGGCACAAUUGAAAAAAGAAAACGAGCUGAACAAAGAAAAAAUUUGACAAUUGAUAGUUUGAUUGCAAGUGUAAGCCAAUAACAUGAUACUAAAAACCCAAAGGAUGUAGUAACUGAAGAAGAUGCGAAUAAAUAUUAACCUAAUGCUAC
This is a messenger RNA of Pocillopora meandrina, 3947 nucleotides long. The record is from the annotation of a GenBank genome assembly. NCBI's taxonomy places the organism in Eukaryota, Metazoa, Cnidaria, Anthozoa, Scleractinia, Pocilloporidae.